Brenthis ino (lesser marbled fritillary) is the source of this 594-nucleotide messenger RNA. The record is from the annotation of a GenBank genome assembly. NCBI's taxonomy places the organism in Eukaryota, Metazoa, Arthropoda, Insecta, Lepidoptera, Nymphalidae.
AUGGGUAUAACUGGCACUGUGUUCUGCAUUGGCGGUGCUCCUAAUGAAGUGCAAGCGGUAAUUGAAGAAAAGCUUGAAGACUACAAUACUGAGGAAGAAUUACAAAAUGCCGUUUUACGACAUAUGUUUAAUUUAUUUACUAAAGAAAAUACACAAGAGUUAGACAGGGCUCUACAAAAAAGCUUGACGUGGGUAGAAAAGGUGUCGCUAGCCGCACGCAUUUUAUAUGGACAAGUUAUGUAUUCAAAUGAAUAUACUAAAGAACUCAUAAAUGCGGCAUAUGCAAGAAUUGUACAAGCUCGUUGUUAUAAUGCUGAACCACGUCAACUUCAGUCUCUUUUAAUAUCAAUCCGGCCUUCAUCAACCCGUGAUCGGCAUUUUAAUAAUAACCUACAUUUUUUGCAAAACCAUUCACUACGCAAGGUAGUCGAAUAUCAGUUAGAAUCUCCUUUCGCUUAUGCUGCCUAUGACUUACGUUGCAGUGCGAUAGUUAAUCAUCACCUUGAUGAAGACAUUCUGCAAGCUUUUGAUAAAAGAAAUUUGUGCGAAUCGUACAUUACUAAUGCUGACGCAAUAAUGUCAUCUGUAGUAGAU